AUUGAGCACAAUCUUUAAAUAGGAGUAAUACCCCCGCGUACAGUGCGGCAGCCUGCUGGCUCAGAUAUUUUGGUCCUUAUCUCACUCUAAACCUCUCCGAGAAAUUCCAGGAUGCCUUCAAAUAAAAACAUGCAAGGUGGGAAAGCUUUCGGUCUGUUGAAGGAGCAGCAGAGGCAGAAGCUGGAGGAAAUAAACAAGGAAUACUUGGAAGACCAGAAAUACAGGGAUGAAGAAGGCCUGGCAGAGAAACUGGAAAGCUUAAAAAAUAAAUAUGCUGAGUUUGACCUGAACGAUGAAGGAGAGAUUGAUCUGAUGGGGCUGAAACGAAUGAUGGAGAAGCUCGGGGUGCCGAAGACCCAUCUAGAACUGAAAAAGAUGAUUGUUGAAGUGACCGGCGGCAGCAGCAACACCAUCAACUACAGGGACUUUGUCAAGAUGAUGCUGGGCAAGCGCUCUGCUGUUCUCAAGCUAGUUUUACUGUUUGAAGAUAAAGCUAACAGCACCCCCUGCAAGCCAGAUGGACCCCCACCGAAACGAGACAUCACCAGCCUGCCUUAAACCUCCAUGUCAGUCUCCAGACUGUGGAGCAGAGGGACCAUAUGUGGCUGCAUGGAACAACGUGGAAUAUUGUUUUAAUGUGGAAACCAGGGAUCAAAGAUGAUGUUUUGUGAACAAGUGGUGCGUGAAAGGUUUCUGUCGUUUGGAAGACCGAGCCUUAAACUCACUAAAAGAUGUUUGACUGUGAAUAUUCAUGUUUUUUUCCCCCUUUAAAUCAAAUGUAGCAGUGAUAGUUGUACAUGUAAUCCAACUGAUAAGUUAAAUUUUUUUACUAAGCGUUUUGUGGUUGUAUUUUAAGGGAACACUCAUAUUUCUAUAAAAGUUGCUUCUCUGUCCUUUCUUUCCUUAAACCUGGAAAAAAAUCCAGCUUAAUGACGCAAGACUUGGUGACUUCUGGAAAAUCCUUGAACAAAAAGCAGUUUUUCUGUCCCAUUUUCUCCACCUUCCUCACUAGUCCUACAUGCUGCUGCUGAGCUAAUGCCAGAGAACACAUUCCGCUUAUUUCAUCCUGAUCAUCAGACCUAGGGUGCUGCAACCUGCUUUUUGAAAAUUCACUCACAGUUGUUUAGAGAUGAGCAGAAAGAGAUUACACUAACUGGAGGAGUUUGGGUUUCAACAAGUGGCUUGAAGGCCAGCCGGUUUGAUCCAGUUUCAAAUGGGUGAUCUUUCAGGACGCAGUUUCACAAACACACAAAGCAGAACAAAUGCACAUAGAAUGCUACAUAAAGUACAAUCACGUCCUUUCCAAGUGCCUCAACUUGCAGCUACUGUAAGGCUUAAGCCCUUUCAGAAAGGAAGAAAAGCACACAUGCAUUCAUGUAAAACCACUUUUAGCUUGGCUAUUCCAGAAAAUCAUGAAUUUAUCUUUGAUUUUAGGUAAGAUAGCGUGAAUAAGUGAAUUUUAAAUAUGUUUUGCUAUUGCUUUGCAUUCAUGAGUGAAUGAGAUUUACUCUUAUUUUUAUUUUGCUUAAUAAACGUUUUAUAUUUCACUGU
Cyprinodon variegatus (sheepshead minnow) is the source of this 1551-nucleotide messenger RNA. It is a transcript of the gene aif1l, whose product is annotated as allograft inflammatory factor 1-like. Gene Ontology annotation, molecular function: calcium ion binding; actin filament binding. Bases 112 to 558 code for a protein of 148 amino acids. Gene Ontology annotation, cellular component: ruffle membrane; actin filament. NCBI's taxonomy places the organism in Eukaryota, Metazoa, Chordata, Actinopteri, Cyprinodontiformes, Cyprinodontidae. The transcript is spliced from 6 exons. Gene Ontology annotation, biological process: ruffle assembly; actin filament bundle assembly. The record is from RefSeq and is a predicted model, not a curated record.